CACAGCAGCGGCGACACAAAAGCCCAUGAAAGCGGCAGCAGCAGCGGUUUUCCAUAAAAUAAAUGUUUGAGUUAUGUAGAAAAACAUUUUGGGCGAGAGGAUUUUCGUUUUCGUUGCGAUUCAGUUAACAUUUGGCAGCAGGAUUCCGCCUCAGACAGACACGACGACCGGACCCGUGUAUCCAUCUCCAUCUCCAUCGAGCUACGAGCUGCGAGCCCGCGAGCCUUCGUCUACCCAAGCGUCAUGUACAGUUAUCAGUAAGCAGCCCCGCCGGAAACGGUUAAGAAACGGUCAAGAAACGGAUACGAAUCGGUGCGCGAGUGACAUGGCCAAUUGGAAAUCGAAUUCAAACUCCAAUUCCAAUUCGAACUCAAACGCAAAGUGAAGCUAGUGAAUAAGAAGCCAAAUCGAACACAGUUCCUGAGCAAAAGUCAAAGCGAAAGUGUUGCGUCCUCUACUACCACAUAAGAACCCACAAGAACCAAGAUUAGAGUCCAGCUAGAAUCUACUUAGAGAUAGCGACAAUAAUGCACACCAGCACGGAUCCCAUGCACACUCUGCACGACAGCGUCUCCCUGUCGCCGCCGUUGCACAAGAGCCAGCGGAGUGGCGCCGGCGGCGGUGGCGGUAGCGGUGGCAGUGCAUCCUCGCGAGCCGCCGCCGUGGAUGCCAUGUCCAUGGGCUGCGAUGACAGCGACUUGGAGCCGUCGGCAAUCGGUGGUAGCGGCGGAGAUGGCUCCGGCAAUGCCGGCGGUCCAUUGGUGAAGCCACCGUACUCCUACAUAGCCCUCAUCACGAUGGCCAUUCUGCAGUCGCCGCACAAGAAGCUGACCCUCAGCGGGAUCUGUGACUUCAUCAUGUCGCGCUUUCCCUACUACAAGGACAAGUUCCCCGCCUGGCAGAACUCCAUCCGGCACAACCUCAGUCUGAACGACUGCUUCAUCAAGGUGCCGCGCGAGCCGGGCAAUCCGGGCAAGGGCAACUUCUGGACCCUGGACCCGCUGGCCGAGGAUAUGUUCGACAACGGCAGCUUCCUGCGACGGCGAAAGCGAUACAAGCGCGCGCCCACAAUGCAGCGAUUCUCCUUUCCGGCGGUGUUCGGCACCCUGUCCCCCUUCUGGAUACGCAAGCCGGUGCCCCUGGUCCCGGUGCACUUCAAUGUGCCAAACUUUAACGGGAGCCGAGACUUUGACGUGAUGCACUCGCCCGCGGACGUCUUCGACACGGCGCUGCGGGCCGACAAGAAGUUCAACUUCUUCGCCAACGCGAACGCCGAGGCAUCCCUCUACCAGAACAGCCAGAGCGGCGACAAGUUCGAUCGCCUCUCCUUCAUGAAUCGCGCACGGGGUGUGGAGGCAGCAGAAGCCGUGGCUGUGGACUCCCUGCCCCACAGCAGUGGCGGAGCUGGGAGUAGAGCCGGCAAGUACAAAAGUCCCUACCCCUUUGAUGUGGCGACUAUGGCCAGUGCAGCGGCUGGAAUUCCGGGUCACGGCCAGUACGGGGAGAGGCUGAGCGCGCCCGGCGGUGGCUACAUGGAUCUCAAUGUGUACAACGAUGAUGCGGAGGCAGAUGCAGAGACCGAGGCGGAGGCAGAGGCGGACGACGACUCGUGCGAGGACAAGAUCGAUGUGGAGAGCGGCAACGAGAACGAUCAGGAGGAUUCGCACAUAUCGGACUCCGUGGACAGUGCGUGCACGAACCGUCUGGACGUGCCGGCGGAUGUGCUGCUCUUCGAGCAUGCCGAGACCUCCAGAAGCCCCAUAGUCCAGGCCCUCACGUCCAGUCCGAGGAGCCGCUGCUACGACGGUGAACCGGCCAGCCUGCGGACCACCAAGCAGAGCCAUGCCAAGGACUUCCGCAUCGAGACGCUCAUCGGGCACCAGCACCGUCGCGCGGCCAGUCACGACGAGGCGAGUGACUAAGUCCUGACGCUCGACUCCCCUUGGGCCCUUAGGACCAUCCACCCCCUUCCGCUUGGCUUGUGUAUAUUUCAUUCCACGGUGAUUUCUGUUUCGAUCUAAGCACGUUUUAACACACCCUAGUCCCCCCUAGUGACCCUAGCACCUAGCCAGGUCCGACAGCCAGUAGUGAUCAGUAUAUCUGUAGGUGUAGAAUGCCAGAGCACAAGAUUUUAAUGCGACCAAAUCAAACGCUAUAGUUGCGAGUCCACUUACAUGUACGUAUAUAUCGGAAUACAUACAUAUGUACGAGUAUAUACAUAUAUAUCUAUGUAUAAAUCUGAUCCAUUGCACAUCUAUAGCAUACUUUUAAAGUGAAUUCUAGAGGUACAUACAUACAUCUCUAUAUAUGUACGUGUGUAGUACUUUAUGUGUGCGUGUAACAAAAAGAAAAAAUUACUAUUAAAUAUUAAUUAGACUCUAAGA
This is a messenger RNA of Drosophila obscura, 2384 nucleotides long. RefSeq names its product fork head domain-containing protein FD3 (gene fd59A). The record is from RefSeq and is a predicted model, not a curated record. Gene Ontology annotation, biological process: regulation of transcription by RNA polymerase II; cell differentiation; anatomical structure morphogenesis. Bases 528 to 1922 code for a protein of 464 amino acids. Gene Ontology annotation, molecular function: RNA polymerase II cis-regulatory region sequence-specific DNA binding; DNA-binding transcription factor activity, RNA polymerase II-specific. The transcript is spliced from 2 exons. Lineage: Eukaryota; Metazoa; Arthropoda; Insecta; Diptera; Drosophilidae.